This is a messenger RNA of Argiope bruennichi, 3010 nucleotides long. RefSeq names its product Na(+)/citrate cotransporter-like. Bases 154 to 1875 code for a protein of 573 amino acids. Gene Ontology annotation, biological process: citrate transport; monoatomic anion transmembrane transport. Gene Ontology annotation, cellular component: membrane. The transcript is spliced from 13 exons. Gene Ontology annotation, molecular function: citrate transmembrane transporter activity; succinate transmembrane transporter activity. NCBI's taxonomy places the organism in Eukaryota, Metazoa, Arthropoda, Arachnida, Araneae, Araneidae. The record is from RefSeq and is a predicted model, not a curated record.
UCCUCGGUGGAGAUUCAUUUAACUCCGUACGCGGGUGCAUUGGGCAUUGAGACUCAAUCUGAGCGCAUUGUAGUCAAUUAAAAUCGUUUUUGUAUUCCAACAUCCUGUGAUCUUUUAUUCGCUGGAGCAAAGAAAAAAAAGUCAAAGGACGUCAUGUCGCUUUGGCAGAGCUGCUGGAAGCGGAUGAAUAGAAAGAUUUUUGUGUAUAUCGUGAGUCUGAUUCUACCUUUCGCGCUAUUGCCCUUGGCAUUGUCUACUGAUAAGGAAUCAAAAUGUACUUUCGUUAUGGUGAUAGUUGCUGCAUAUUGGUUACUAGAACCAGUUCCGAUAGCAGCAACCUCUUUACUUCCUAUAGUCCUGUUUCCAAUAUUAGGCGUAGUCAGCUCAUCGGAGAUCUGCAAGAACUACAUGAAAGAAUCCUUCAUGAUGUUCGUUGGAGGUCUGAUAGUGGCCAUAGCUGUAGAAGAUUGCAAGUUACAUGAAAGAAUCGCGCUGAAAGUUCUUUUGCUGAUAGGGUCAGAAAUAAAGUGGCUUAUGAUGGGCUUUAUGAUAACAACCAUGCUCCUAUCUAUGUGGAUAAGUAAUACAGCAACAACGGCCAUGAUGGUUCCAAUAGUGGAUGCUGUGAUUGGGAAGAUAACAAUGACCACAAACUGCAAUGACAUUGAACUUGAAGAAAACAAUUCUCUUACAGAAAGUAAGCAAGUUUGUAAUACUGAAGAUAAUGGAAAAUCUAGUACUAAAAAAGUUCUGGAAGCCAGAAGCUCUACUCUGAAGGUGGCAUGCCUUCUUAGUGUUUGUUAUGCAGCUAAUAUUGGUGGCACUGGAACACUCACUGGAACAGGACCAAACUUAGUGCUUAAAGGGAUGCUGGAAGAACUUCACCCAGAGAGUACAGAUAUAACUUUCGCAACCUGGAUGAUGUACAAUGUACCCGGAAUGAUUCUGUGCGUUCUCAUUGGUUGGUUCUAUCUUUGGCUGGUGUACGUUCGUUGUUCGAAUAUAGACCACAAUAUUGAAUCAAAAGAGAGGAUUCAUGAAAUAAUUUCAAAAAGAUAUAUUCGACUUGGACGUUUGUCGUCUCAUGAGGCUUCUGUGAUAGUAUUGUUCCUGAUUUUAGUGUUUUUAUGGGUAUUUCGGGAUCCCAAGUUUAUUCCUGGCUGGGCGAGUAUCUUUGGUUCGGACACGAAAAUUGGAGAUUCAGCCCCUGCCAUUGCUGUUUCUUUUCUACUGUUCUACUUGCCUUCGAAUCUUCGUGAUCUGAACAGCCGACCUUUACUGGAGUGGAAGACAGCUCAAGCAAAACUGCCCUGGGGUGUUCUUUUAUUGUUAGGAGGAGGUUUUGCUUUGGCACAUGGAGCACAGGAAUCUGGGCUAUCUGAACUAUUAGGAGAGAAACUGUCAUCUCUGAACGUUCUGCCCCCUGGUGCUGUUGUUGCCAUUAUUUGCUUCAUGACAGCUAUGAUUACGGAAAUCGCAUCGAACACCACAGCAGCUACUAUUCUACUGCCUGUCCUCAAUCAAAUGGCCAUAUCCAUUGGUGUGAAUCCCCUGUGCCUGAUGCUGCCAGUUUCUAUCGUGUGCUCCUAUGCUUUCAUGUUGCCUGUUGCCACGCCUCCAAAUGCCAUAGCUUUCGAGAAUGGAAACAUGAGAACAAUAGAUAUGGCGAAACCAGGGCUUGUUAUGAAUUUAGUGUGCUGUGGUGUUCAACUGUUCAUGGUCAACACACUAGGAGUAGCCAUGUUCGACUUAAACACAUUCCCAAGUUGGGCCAAACACAGUUUGCAUCAAAACAUGACAAGUCGAAACAUUUCUGAUCUUGGAAAUAUUAUUGCCAAUGCGUCCCAAUAUAUGAAUGAGACUCUGUUAACUUAAAAUUCUGAAAGAUAUCAACAUUAGGAAAUGGUGUCUGUCUUAAUUUUGAAACAAUUAUUGCAGACACAUGCUGGCGUUGAAAUUUGAACUCUGAAAAAUUUAUUCAUCUAGAAUUUUUUCUAUGUGAAAAGACGGAGAACUGUAACGGAAGAAUAGAUUAUAGAUGAAGCUAAAAACGGAUUAAAGUGACAGCACAUAGAACACAAGAAAUGACCAUUUUGCCGACGAAUGAUGUAACAGGAGAUUCUAAGCUUUAUGAUUAUAACAAAAACAUCAUAAAAUUAGAUAAUUUAGCAAUAAAUAAUUUUAAUCAUUAAACAUUUUUUACUACUCAAAUUUAUUCUAAUAUAAUGGGUAUCUACUCUACUGUUGUUUAAUAGUUCGUUACUUAACCGUUAGAUCUAGACAUAUAUGACCAGUUGGAAAAAAAGCUUCAAAUGUUAUUUUUUUUUCAAUCAAUAAAUAAACUGCUAAAAAGACAAAUUUUUAUAUAAUUAUCAGGGUCUAAUGAGCCAUAUUUGAUUUUUUUUUAAAUGACGAAACUCUAAUAUUUGACAUAAAACGGCCCCAUUCUUCUGUGAGCAAAUAUUGAUUUAUAAAGCUUUAAAUCAAUAUUGACGGCAGAAAUUUUUUUUUUUAUUCUAGACCAAUCAACUGCUGGGUUCAUUGAUUGGGUGAUAUUUCUUGAGACAAACGCUGAAAAAUUUUAAGUAUCUGAGAUAUUUUAUUAAUUAUGACUAAUAGCACAAGGAGAUUGAUAAAAAAUAUAGAUAAAUUGAUUGAAAAAGGGUAAAAUGUAAUUCUUUACUCUAACUAGAAAUUUAUGCAUAUUUGUAAUGGUUUUGAAAUUAACUAAUGGGUUGUGAUUAGAGUAAUACCUGUAUUAUGUACAUAUUUAUAUAUGCAGAAUCAGUUAACUAAGCGUAAUGAUAUAAAAGUGAAAGUAUUUUAAUUUUGUCAAGUUAAAUUGUCUUUACUAAUUCAUGUUUUAUGAGAAUUGCAUAUAUCACAUUAUAACUUAAUUUAUAUUUUUAUUGACAUGACAAGAAUUCGUUUUAAGAAUAAUUCUGUGUAAAUAUUUAUAUAUGAUAAUUUAUGUAAACUUUGAAAAUUUAUAUUCCAACCUUUUCAUUUU